AUGGUCAAGACACUUUCCAUUGGUGGCCGGCAGGUCCCCGUUCCCGGUUUUGGCGCCAUGGGCCUCAAUUCCGCCAUGGGGACCGAUCUUGACCUCGCCCAAUCCGAGCCUGUUCUUUUGAAAGCCAUUGAGCUAGGCUGUACGUUUUGGGACACCGCGGUUGCUUACAAGAACGGCGAAAACGAGAAGUUGCUGGGAGAUUUCAUUAGAAAGCACAAUGUCCGCGAUGAAUUAUUUGGUGAGCAAAACAGCGCUGACACUUUUUUGUUUGCACUACGCCAUUUUCUUACAUUUCAUGGGAACGCAGUGGCCUCAAAGUGCGGGUUCGACGUCUUCGGUCCGCAACGCAAAGUAACAAACUCGGCCGCCCACAUCAAGGAUUACAUUGAGGGGACUAUCGAACGGCUUGGUUUUACUCCAGACCUCUACUAUCUCCACAGAAUUGACCCCAAUACGCCCCUCGAGGAAUCCAUCGGCACGCUGGAUGAACUUCGACGCAGUGGAAAAACCAAGUACAUUGGCUUAUCCGAAUGCUCUGCUGCAACUUUGCGGAAAGCAAAUUCGAUUGCUAAGAUCGAUGCUGUUCAAGCCGAGUACUCUGCUUUUGAGACGCUUCAUGAAAAUAGUGGCCUCAUUGAGACAGCAAAGGAACUGGGUGUGGCUUUUGUGGCUUUUAGUCCUCUAGGGCACGGCUGGCUUGUAGACGAUUUCCCCUUCAAGUCUCCAGACGACUUUGCCCCCAACGAUUUUCGACGCACUGUCCCUAAGUUCCAAGGGGAGAACUUCUACAAGAACAAGGCUAUUGUUGAUGAGAUCAAGAAAUUGGCGACCAAAAAAGGUUGCUCAGUUUCGCAGAUCGCCUUAGCUUGGGUCGCUGCGCAAGGGUUGAUUUCUAUCCCAGGGACUACCAAAGCCUCGCGGUUGGAAGAGAACUGGGCGUCGCGUGAUAUCGAAUUGACAGAAGAUGAGCUGACAGAGUUGCGAAAGAUUGUGAACGCUACGAAGCCAUCUGGAGAGAGAUUCUCUGAGAUUUAUCAAUCAAUGGUUGGCCAUUAG
Molecule: messenger RNA, 1056 nt
Organism: Penicillium verhagenii
Lineage: Eukaryota; Fungi; Ascomycota; Eurotiomycetes; Eurotiales; Aspergillaceae
Product: putative aldo-keto reductase (AKR13)
Exons: 5
Coding region: 1-1056 (351 amino acids)
Cellular component (GO): cytoplasm
Source: RefSeq, a predicted model, not a curated record